Molecule: messenger RNA, 3999 nt
Organism: Syngnathus typhle (broad-nosed pipefish)
Lineage: Eukaryota; Metazoa; Chordata; Actinopteri; Syngnathiformes; Syngnathidae
Gene: efna5b
Product: ephrin-A5b
Exons: 5
Coding region: 701-1393 (230 amino acids)
Biological process (GO): axon guidance; regulation of cell-cell adhesion; ephrin receptor signaling pathway
Cellular component (GO): external side of plasma membrane; plasma membrane
Molecular function (GO): ephrin receptor binding
Source: RefSeq, a predicted model, not a curated record
AAAGCCACUCGCUCAGUCGGCGUCUCGAGCUGCUGGGCGCUGCGCGCACUCUCCCAAGGCUCUCCAACACACACACAUCCGAAUCCAUAAACGCACACGCCCGGAUACAUUGACGAAGAAGUCGCGCGCGUGGGACUCGACGCAUUUGGUUUCGUUCCCCCCGCUUUAUAUAUAUAUUUUUGCAAGAUGGCUCAUUUAUGUGGAGGCGGUGGGAUGCGCACCUAAACAAGUGUCUCCUCUUGACUCAAGCUCCUCAAGCCGGACACCGAGACACAGCAGAGGAGGCAGCGUGAUUUUUUUCUUCUCGCUCACUUGUCAUUUGGAUUGAUUGAUCUGAUCGUCAAGGCUCUCUUCCCCUCCCUUACCUUGCACGAAGUGACAAAAGUUGUGUGGACUACAUGGCUUUCUGACGUGGCCAUCAGUUCUUUUUGUGUGUGCGUGCGUGCGUGUGACUGACUUGUCCCCAAGCACCCAAGGGUGCGCUCCUCGUCAUUCACCUUGUUGACGCACCCCUGAAGACCCAACGCGAGAAGGGGAGGAGGGGGGGGGGGGACAUAUAUCCCCAGCUCCGAGGGACACACGCCACAUUGGACCGAUCGGAGCCAAGCAGCGCCCGUUGCAAGCGAGCGUCGUGCAUGAGAGCGCUUCACCUGCAGCCACACCAACCAGGAGGAAUACGUGGCCAACUUUUGCCGUAGUGAUGCUGCAAGUGGAAAUGAUCCUCGCCGUCUGCCUGGUGCUGUGGAUGUGUGUUUUUAGCCAGGAGCCCAGUUCCAAAGUGGUGGCAGACCGCUACGCCGUCUUCUGGAACAGGACCAACGCCAAAUUCCAUCGUGGGGAUUACCACAUCGACGUGUGUAUAAAUGACUACCUGGACGUCUACUGUCCGCACUACGCGGACUCGGUGCCCGUGGAGCGGACAGAACGCUACGUCCUCUACAUGGUCAACUACGACGGCUACAGCACGUGCGACCACACCUUCAAGGGCUUCAAGCGCUGGGAGUGCAAUCGGCCACACUCGCCCACCGGCCCGCUCAAGUUCUCGGAGAAGUUCCAGCUCUUCACUCCGUUCUCCUUGGGCUUUGAGUUCAGACCGGGAAGAGAAUAUUACUACAUCUCCUCCACCGUCGCUGAGAACGGGAAGAAAACCUGCCUGAAGCUGAAGGUUUUCGUCCGACCAUCAAACAGCUGUGUGAGAACUAUAGGUGUACAUGACCGUGUUUUUGAUGUUAACGACAAAGUAGACAAUACGUUAGAACCACGAGACGACACGAGCCAUGAACCCGCCGAGCCCUCCCGGAGCGAGGAGACAAACGCUGCACCGCACCCGCCCCCCUUCAGUCGACUCGUGGCUUCACUGCUGCUCAGCCUGGCGGCGCUCGUCAUCUUAUAGCGCCCCCACCUGUCCCGGAGGGGCAAUUUACACCCAGCGUGGCCUGAAUCUGCCCAUGGUUGCAGGGAAAAGGGGCGGGAUUUGAGGGUGGAGCUUGUUUUGCUUGAUUGGGGCAUCCCAGCAGGCUUCGCAAGGAAUCCCUCGAUUUUUGUUUUUCCCCAGACAAAGUUUUAAGUGUCUCGGCGUUUGUGAGUGGGGGAAAAAAGCGGGAGAGACAACCCCCCUCGCAAGCAUAAGAUGCCAAAUCUAUUUUUUUUCUGACAGUGAUUCUUACUUUUCUGUGACAGCGCUUUACAUUGUUUUUAACCAUUUCAGCACACACAAAUGCAGUACACGCACACAAAUACACACACACACACACACACAUGCUCAACAAAUCUCUUCAGUGUUUUGUUGUUCUUACCAUGUUGUGUUCAGUAGCAUCGUUUACAGAGUAGGAAAGUGAAGACAGUAGACUCUUAGGAAGGACUGUACAUAAGUGUGUAGGUAUCACUCUCUGUUGUGUUGGCUUCGUGUUCUGCUCAGUGCAUAAAGUCUGACGUUUGACCCAGCGGGUCAAAACGAUGGCAGUGAAGAAAACGGACUAGCAGUUUGGGAGCCCAAGCACUGGAAAAAAAAAAUGUCCACAGCCUGCACCUUAACCUAAUGAUGUCCAGUUGUUUCCUAAUUUAAUAGUAACACCCGACUGUGUCAGAGGAGGAUAAGCUACUGUAUAUACAUGACCGGGGCUGGGUAUUUGACGAAAUUCCCCAUAAUUGACAAUGGGGGAAAAAUUAACGAUGAAUUAAUCGUAUUUUUUUAAUGCAAUUUACUUUCAGCAUGUUCUGAGCUCCAAUUUCCACAACAGGGUUGUGUUGGGCAGAGGAAUAUUAUCCAUAGAACCACCUCAAUUGUGACAAAAAGACAUAAUUAAGCAACAAUCAAUUCCACACAUUGGAUCCAGUCGAUUAUUCAAGAAAUCCAAACCCAAAGUCUCGUGGUUUGCUGCGUAUAACAAAACAGAGAAACGUAAACUCCCAGCAGGCGCUUUGCGGGCCGCUACUAGAUGGAGGAUCGAUGUCUUUUAGGAGUUGCAAUUUCACGGCAGCAGUCACACUCAUUUUGUGUUUACUGAGCUGGACAAAGAACUGUUCUCUUGGCUCCAUCCACUUACGCUAUAUGCUCGCAUCCAUAAUCCAAAUCCAAAGAUUGAAAAUUGUUAGAAGCUUAAAGGACCCUUUCACCUCACCAGUGGUAAUGGGUCAGAUAUUAGUCCGUGGAUUCUAAAAGAGGCUAGCUGCAGGUACACGCCACUGAUUCAUUGCUCUGCUUAAUUCAAUGCAAAGCAAGCAGUUCUGUCCUUUUGGCUUUAUAAAGAUAGCACUUAUAAUCAAGGAUAUGGUCACUGUGUUUAAUAACGUUCAGGUUCAUUCCGUCACAAUUGCUCCUGCUGUCUUUUUCUCAAAGAUUGGGAAAACUCCAAAAAGUGCCAAAUAAGCCCCCAGAAAACAGGAAAGUUGAUGUCCAAUGUCAGCUCCUCGUGUUGCUGGUUUAAGUGACUCUAAUGAGGUUCAAAAUGAUAGGCAUGCGAACCCCAUGUUGCCGCAAAGGGGAGUUAUUCCUGGUAUUAAAAAUAGACGGUAGAGGGCUUGAAGGAAGGGGGGUCUCAGGAGAAGGGGUGUAGAUUUCAUUUGGGGCGGCGGGGUUAUAAGGCAUCGGUGACCUUGCUGUUUGAGGGAAGUGGUGAGUGACGGAAAUGGAAUCCCGCAGGAGGGGUUCCGAGACGUGGGGUAGCUGAAGGUAAUAUCAUUGUUAAGGGUGCCUGGUGUGAAGUAAAUAAAUGAAUAAAAAUUCAUGAAACUUUUUGGAAAAUGCAGUUUGGAAUCAUUCAUUCUUCAAAAUUGGAACGUGUUAAGGCCACACUGAAAAAUGUACAUGAGGAGAAUCAAGUCAUAAUUUUCAAAGCAAAUAACAAAUGUAAAGAAAUCGUAAAAAAGGUCAACUAAUGCCCCAAAUAAUAGAUUUUUUUCCCCCACAUAAUUAAUUUUUACAGUACAAAAUGAAGACUUGAUUCUUGUAGUUUGACAUGUUACAACUUUUUUUUGCUUUCUAUUCACUGUGGCCCUCAUGCGCCUUCAAACACUGUUCCAUGUUUGCUUAAUUCUACUUUUCAAACGUGUCUCUGCCUUUGUAGCCUAUCAAAGCCUUUUUUUUAUUAGCUAUACUAAAAAUGUACACUAGCUACUUAGCUGUUGCUUGACUUCAGGCCAAUGAAUGAGGUAUCUAUGUCACGAUGGACAUUUUCCGUUCUAUCAGAUAACCAGCUUCAAGUUGACCCUCUUUUGUGAUUACCAAUAUUACUGCCUGUCAUUUUUUUUUUGUUUGUUUGCUAUCAUCCUGUUUUAUUGUAUACCACGGCCUAACCUUGGAAAUGAGGAUCAACUUAAAAACUGGAUACUGUGUAUCCUGAGGUAGUCAACCAUCAAACAUGUAGUGGUAGGUUAUAGCAUCUGUUUUGUACCUUCUGGAUGACUAAAGUUAAAAAAAAAAAAAAAUCAUUGUUAAAAUUGUAUAAUUACUGUUAUGAUGAUGAUAAAACUAUUAUUAUUAUUAUUAUUAUUAGGGAA